Messenger RNA from Procambarus clarkii (red swamp crayfish), 2608 nucleotides. The record is from RefSeq and is a predicted model, not a curated record. NCBI's taxonomy places the organism in Eukaryota, Metazoa, Arthropoda, Malacostraca, Decapoda, Cambaridae.
UGUCUUUCCAGGGCUGGUGAGGUGGUGGUGAUGCUGUAUCCCAUCAGCUGGACGUCAGAUGAAACGCAGCCUCCACCAGCAUCCAGGGAUGCCCAAGCUUAGUGAAGAAAUAGAGCGGCACCCACACACAUACACAACCAUCUCUCAACCUCUCCUAACCUGAGGACAUCGACGCCAGAAUAAAAAAAAAUUCCAGUGAUACUAUGGCGGAUAAAAAUGGAAGAAAAUUUUGCAAAAAUGAUGAACGAGUCCCUUCGUUUAAUUGCAAAAAAUGUCAAGCGCCAGAUUUAGCGAUGAAUUUUUGUGUGUGUGUGUGUUGAACUGUGACUGAAAGUCACUUGUGUAUGUAUCUGAUAUAGCAGUCAGGUCUGAAUAUAAAGCAGUCAGGUCUGAAUAUAAAGCAGUCAGGUCUGAAUAUAAAGCAGUCUGUCAAUCUUUACCAGAAGGUAAAUUACCUGAAAACUGAAGCUAAGAUAUUAAAAAAAAACGAAGAAAAAUAAGCAAAACAAAUAAAACAAAUACAAUUCACUCAUCAAUAUCGACUCGAAAUGGAAAAAUUGCAUUAACAAGAAAAAUACUUGAAAUUAAAAUAUAGAUACUGAUAACAUAUGAUAAAUAUCACACAACAGUCUGAUGGUGACUUACCUGAUACACACACAUGCUAGACACCUGCCAAACACCUGAACCUACGUCAGAUUGACGUCUCAACACCUCCAAACAUGUCAGAACAGACAGACGCACCAUCUAAGAUACAAUCUUACGAUGGCCGUCUCUCCCUUAAACGUGUUUACAUCACUUUAAUAAAUAAAUCUUAUAAAGGCAGUUGAUAACAAAAUUAACACUCAAAUAAAUGAGCCUGAAUUAGCGUCAUUAAAGGGGUUCUGUAUUAAGCACUUAACUACAAUCUUAAAAGUGUUCUUUAAACGCAAUUAACAAUGUAUCUCUGUUUGUACUCCACAAGAAACGUGUGUAAAUUAGUGUUGAGGGUUUCUUAACUCAACCCCCCUCCCCCUAGGUGGAAAAACGGUGUUUUAACUGACCCUCCAACUGGAAAAACGGUAUUUUAAUUCACAAUCCACCUGGAAAAACGGUAUUUUAAUUCACAAUCCACCUGGAAAAACGGUGUUUUAAUUCACAAUCCACCUGGAAAAACAGUGUUUUAAUUCACAAUCCACCUGGAAAAACAGUGUUUUAAUUCACAAUCCACCUGGAAAAACGGUGUUUUAAUUCACAAUCCACCUGGAAAAACGGUAUUUUAACUCACAAUCCACCUGGAAAAACGGUGUUUUAAUUCACAAUCCACCUGGAAAAACAGUGUUUUAAUUCACAAUCCACCUGGAAAAACAGUGUUUUAAUUCACAAUCCACCUGGAAAAACGGUAUUUUAACUCAUCGCUACCUGGAAAAACGGUGUUUUUAACUCAUCCCUACCUGGAAAAACGGCGUGUUCGUAGCCUCUUCCUCACGCCUGGAGUGUUUGCGUAGUUUGUGGUGAAUGCGCCGUGUAAGACAACAAUCAACUCAUCUGAAAUGGAGUAAUACUAAUCCUCAAUAUAAAUCAAUAUUUUCAGAUAAAGACUAAAACAUUUUGCGAAAAGUGACAUCAUACAAAUGUAAACAAACACACAAACACAUAUGUAUAUAAGAAAAGAUUAAACUUCUAACAUCUUGUAAAGUGUUUUCAAACUUUUUAAGUAGACUCACAGAAAGCUAAAUGCCAAAACUAUAGAGUAAAAUUUAGAACGUCGUUUAAAGGUAGUGUUUACAAGUUGUACAGCUGUCAGUGGUGACAGGAGAUACUUAACGCAGCUGUCAGUGGUGGCUGGAGGUACUUAGCACAGCUGUCAGUGCUAAUCUUCUCACAGUGACGAAGACUUACAGUGAAAAACAGUGACCGCGAGGGUAAACAAAUAUCCCCAAGCUAAAAAAUUCCUUCAAGCACUUCGAAGACCCACAGACUUAAGCAACAAGAUCCCAAAAGAGGAAACAGGGCCUCCAGAGGGCCUGAAAAACAAAAAGGGGAGCGAGUUAAGAGAGGCGGCCGGAAUCAGACAGUCGAGAGGGUAUACACGGGCCCUCUAGAGGUCGGCCUCUACUAUGUCUCGCCCUCUAGAAGCUCCAGCGGCCUCUGGCCUCCUGCUGACGACGCUCCUGCUCCUCUCAGGUCAGACGCGACUGUGUACAGCCAUGUCAACAUAUCAAGGAGGACCUCAACUUCACCGGAUCCGGGACGUACCCAGAGGGUCCUUCUCCUCCUUCUACCCUUCUUCCUCGUCCUCCUCGUCCUCCUCCAGGAGCCACGGCGUGAUGGCCUCGGAGGACACAGACGACCACAACAAGGGCAAUGGUCACCUCACGCUACACGGGAUUGAGGUUCCCGUAUACAAGUUCCGAGGGGAGGAUGCCGAGUUAAAGUGCCGUUAUGACAGGGGUUCGGAUCCUCUCUACUCUGUUAAGUGGUACAAAGACGAUCGCGAGUUCUACAGAUAUCUAUUCAAGAUGCAAAAUCCAAAGACGACCUUCAAUACUCCCGGCGUCACUGUUGACGUGAGUGUUGAGCUUAUAUACUAAACUGUUUUGAGGUUUAUAUGUGUAUGUUUGUUGUGUGU